AUGGAGGACGUCCAGCGGAUUAGCGCACAGCUUUCCGAAGCGCUGAACCAGGCGGCGGACCAGGAUGUGGAGCUGCGGCGGCUUCGACGAGCACUUGAACAGGCCCAGCUUGAAGCGGCCGAGGUGGUCAAAGCGAAAGAGGAGCUUACCAAAGAGCGAGAGAAGCUGGCGGCCGAUCUGGCGGCGGCUCAGGAGGCGAAACUGCGCGCAGACAACGAAUUGGCGGAUCUGAGUUCGGGGCUACUAGCCGAUGCGGGCGAAAAAGUCCGCGAAGCAAACGUGAGGGCCGCAGAAGCCGAGCAACGCGCCAAGGACAUCGACGCUCGGCGGGCCCGGCAAAUAGCAGAAAUGGAAGAGAACCAUGCACAACAGGUGGCUGUGUUGCAGGCAAUGAUAGCUGCGGAGGCCGAAUCUGACGCUGCGGCGGCUCCGGAGACCAAAGUAGACAAUUACAUCACGCACAUCCCCAGCUUUGGCACCCGCGAGGUCGAUCUGACGGACAACGAUGAUUUUGCUGAGGCAUUGGAGGCUGCGCAGUGGACGUCGCCUUUGCGGCCCACUGCUCGAACAGAUCUGCCCGAUUUCAAGGACUUUAUGGCGUUGGCAGGCACAGCGGCCAGCCUCCAGCAGCAGAAAGACAGUUUUUUGGCGCCGUUCCAACGGUCGUCGACGCCAAGAAUGCCGCAUUUGUCGACCAUCAGGUUUGCUGCCCGCACUAUUGCCGAGGACGUGGAACCCACCUUGCGGCUUGACAGCGCCGUGCACCUGAGCUGGCUGGUCCGACGAGCCUGGUAUGGGGCAGUUGUUGACGGCACGUUGCUCAUUGAGCCUGUUUCGACUGCAUUGAGGGCAUGGGCGACUCGGCCUUCCAACCCCUGUUGCCUUUGUGGAGAAGCUCGCACUACCCCACAGUAUGCCAGACUGUACUCUGUGAAGCUGCCCAAGGACCCUACAGACUAUAUUCUUGGUUUAGAAUGCGUUGUGCGGGUUCGCGCUGCGUGCGAGUAUAUUGCAUUUCUACGUUCGCUGCGGGACGGCGUGCGUAAAGUGGACACACUGGAAGCUGCUCUGGCGGCCUGGCAAGAGUGUCUCAAACUGCGAGAAGAGAUGUUCUGGUCCCGGUCAUCUGGAUUCUUUGCAAUGAAGCGUGAAGCAGUCGAUAGAGCGUACGUUCCACCUACUCCGCGGGUGAACGAGUCACCCAGUUCAUUACCCGAGAAUCUGGAGACCCCGAUCCUCCCCCAGCUUGGCGACAAGUCCGGCAACUUGGACGAGGGCGAGCCCGAGGAAGAGCACACGCAAGGGGAGCCAGCAGACCCUCGCGGUGGUCGACUGGCGGCCGAUGCUCUGGGCAUUUCCAAUGGAACCAAACACAAGGACCAGGACGCUCAAUCGGCCCGCGAGGGUUCUCCUGUCGGUAGCCACGGCACCAGCAGGUCGCCUGCAGACGUCGAUGGAGAUGCAGUUUCAGAGUCCUCGGCGAGCAUGCGCAGUGCUCACUCCAGCUAUGACGCCGAAUGA
This is a messenger RNA of Wickerhamiella sorbophila, 1521 nucleotides long. RefSeq names its product Rab guanine nucleotide exchange factor sec2. Gene Ontology annotation, biological process: exocytosis. The record is from RefSeq and is a predicted model, not a curated record. Gene Ontology annotation, cellular component: cell tip; Golgi to plasma membrane transport vesicle. The transcript has a single exon. The coding region runs from base 1 to 1521 and encodes 506 amino acids. Gene Ontology annotation, molecular function: guanyl-nucleotide exchange factor activity. Lineage: Eukaryota; Fungi; Ascomycota; Dipodascomycetes; Dipodascales; Trichomonascaceae.